Messenger RNA from Plectropomus leopardus (leopard coralgrouper), 553 nucleotides. Lineage: Eukaryota; Metazoa; Chordata; Actinopteri; Perciformes; Serranidae. The record is from RefSeq and is a predicted model, not a curated record.
GUAGGUGGAGAAGGACAGUCUGGGGAGUAAACGCGGAAGAAGUAAAACUACACGAUAGAAACAUAAGAAACAAAAAGCACGAUAGAUCGAGAUUUUAGGCUGCGGGACGAACAACAAUAAGAAGUUCAUGAUGGGCCUGUGUGACGGCCUCUCCCACUGCAAACUGGCUCUGGCCUUUGCUGUGUUUAUGGAUUUACUGGGAGGAUCCGCUCUGCUGGUGGGAGUCUUUGCCCCCCUGGAGAUCAAGGGGCAGGACUAUGGAGACCUACUGGUCUAUACUGGAGCUCUGUUCGUGCUGACGUCUCUGGCCGGCUGGGUGUUGUGGUACAGCGGAAACAUCGACGGCCUGACGUCCAAGAAGGAGCUCGGACACAUCAGCAGCGCCGUGGACCGGCUGGCUCGCAGACUCAGCCGCAAGAUCCGCAUCCACAGGAGCCAAAUCUGAGCCACGGACAGGAAGUCUGACUACAUUUCAGUGUAAAAGUCUGCUGAUGCUUGUGUUUGUGUUACAGACACUGAGUUGAACUUUUUAGUGUUACACGCAUGUCGAGAA